Molecule: messenger RNA, 1757 nt
Organism: Stylophora pistillata
Lineage: Eukaryota; Metazoa; Cnidaria; Anthozoa; Scleractinia; Pocilloporidae
Product: calcium-activated potassium channel subunit beta-3
Biological process (GO): potassium ion transport; detection of calcium ion
Cellular component (GO): voltage-gated potassium channel complex; membrane
Molecular function (GO): calcium-activated potassium channel activity; potassium channel regulator activity
Source: RefSeq, a predicted model, not a curated record
UGCGAUGACGUUAUACGACUGAAUAGACUGAACAUGGACGCCAAGCAGAAAUCUAGUGUCGCCGACGGGACUAUUAUUGCCUCCUCAAAUAACGAACCUCACGGAGGCCAACAUGGGGCUGGAUUAGAACAUCCACCGCCAUACACCCAAGUGCCACAGUAUAGAGUGGAAAAUCCACAACCUGGAUCCACGAACUUCGGAGGGAGCGUUCAACAGCAACCCUUCUAUUCCCAACAGCCGGGUGCAUUUCAUCCGCACAACCCCGGGUAUCCCAGACCAUAUUAUCCUGGUCCUAAUGUCGUCAGUGGAGAAGACAUCCGUCGUCGGCAGCAGGAGAUACAUGUCCAACAAGGGAUCGCGAACACGGUGGUGAUCAGUCGUAGACUCCCUCGGCGAAGCUGCAGCUACCGUCUCGCCCGACUCGGCGUUUCGUUCUUACUGGUAGGUUUGGUAUUGCUUAUACUGCUUGGAGUCCUCAUUGUCCAUCCCACCAUGAACGACAUGAAGCUGGAGAGCGCCGAAUGCAGAGUCAUCUCCAGUGAAAUGACGGUAGUAGAGAAAAGUUGUAGUUGUGGUCGCUACUGCUCUUCGAGUUACCCUUGUCUUGAGAUAACGGUGAGCUUUAACGCUGGCGGCGAGGAACACUCUGCUUAUCUGUAUGAAAAUGUUUACGACAGCAAAAACAAGUGCAGCACUCAACCCUGUGAUCAGUUUUCUGACAACCGUGAAAGUGUUUCAGACUUCAACGACAACUACGGCUCAGUUAAUGACACCUACACCUGUUUCUACAAUCGUAAGAAGCUUGAUGAGGUGUUUUUAACAAGAUCUUCAGUAGAAAAUGAUAAGAUGAAGAUUCUGCACUGUAUUUUGUGGCCAAUGCUCAUCAUUGUAAUGAGCAUUGGUCUCCUUGGUACUCUGUUUUGCCGAUCCAAAGGCCACUGCUGCUUUAGGAAGAGAAAUGGUUCUUCUGUUCCCUACCAAGGCCUACAGCCAACAACUUAAUGUCAUGAUGAGUCUGAAUGCACUUGGGGGAAUCAUUUCACUACUUGUAACUAAGAAAUGCUAAAGCCCAAGGGAAACAGCAUCUAAUUUCUUCGUAUGAUUUCACCCAGGAAUCACACAUCAAAGUUAGGAGAAUAAAGGAAAUGAUCACUUCCUUAAAAAGCUCUUGAGAUAACAAAUUUUCCUUGUCAGCACCUAAGGAAAUGUAUAGAAAACAGUAUGGAGAAUAUGCAUACUGAUCUUAUGGUGUGAAGAGUUGGGUAACAGGAUUUCAAUGAGGCUGAUAAUAAAUUACAAUGAAAAUAUUUUGGGCAGUAGCUUAAAGUGGUUGUCUGCAAGGUUCACAUACCUAAUUUCGGUCUUUUCACAGAUUUCUGUGAAAGUUUGAAUGUUAGUUGCACUUGGUUAUGAUGGUUUAAAAAUUAGUUGACUUUGUUGUGUGGUAAAAUUUUACUUUAUUCCACAUGACUUGUGGACUCCUGGGCCACAGGUAUGUUAGUACCAGGAAAGACAUAAUUAAUUGCAUUAAGAUGUGGCAAAGACCUGUCCUUUGUGACCAAAAAUUAAGUACUUAGCUGUUUCUGUAGAUACUGUGAUUGUUAAAUGACAUGCAUGGAAUAAGUGAUGGCAUAGAUAAUAAUAUUGCCCAGACUGUAAUAAUAGGUAAAGAGGGGGUACAUUUCUAAAGAAACUGUUGUUUUUUGUAGGUAGGAAGCAUAACAAGAUAAUUUGUUUUUAUCAACUAAGUUGAUGAU